Messenger RNA from Catharus ustulatus (Swainson's thrush), 10415 nucleotides. RefSeq names its product cysteine and serine rich nuclear protein 3 (gene CSRNP3). The transcript has 6 exons. Gene Ontology annotation, molecular function: DNA-binding transcription factor activity, RNA polymerase II-specific; sequence-specific DNA binding. Gene Ontology annotation, cellular component: nucleus. The record is from RefSeq and is a predicted model, not a curated record. Gene Ontology annotation, biological process: regulation of transcription by RNA polymerase II. Bases 314 to 2233 code for a protein of 639 amino acids. Lineage: Eukaryota; Metazoa; Chordata; Aves; Passeriformes; Turdidae.
CGGCUGCCGGCGCGGGGCUGGCUGGCGAGCCUGGGAGGCGCCAGGAAGCGCUGGAACACCGGUGCCUCAGGUGAGGAGCCGCAAGCGCAGUGCGUGUUUGCCAGCGCAGGGCGGCGGUGGAGCCCGGCACCGCCGCUGCCAGCCCGGGAGAUCCGCUGAGGAGAACCAACCCCGCUGCCGUUUGAGUCACCCAGGGAUAGCGGCUGUCCCCACACGUUCUGGAUCCUCGCCUGUAAGACCGCCUGUCUCUCCGGGCGUUUGUGACACCUGAGGCGCGAAGGGAUGCGAGGUGCAUGGUGACAGCACUGCAGCAAUGAGUGGCAUUUUAAAAAGGAAGUUUGAAGAAGUUGGUGGAACCUCACCCUGUUCAUGUGUGUGGGAAUCAGAUGAUGACGUUUCUAGCAGUGAAAGUGCUGAUAGUGGAAGUAAUGUCCAUCCAUCUGCUUCUAAUCAUUUUACUCGUACAUGUGACAGCAUUGCAGCAAUGAGUGGAAUUUUAAAGAGGAAGUUUGAAGAAGUUGAUGGCUCCUCACCUUGUUCCUCUGUGAGAGAAUCAGAUGAUGACAUCUCCAGCAGUGAAAGCGCUGACAGUGGUGAUAGUGUCAAUCCAUCUACUUCUAAUCAUUUUACCCCAUCUUCAAUCCUGAAGAGAGAGAAGCGGAAGAGAACAAAAAAUGUCCAUUUUAACUGUGUUACUGUGUAUUACUUCACAAGAAGGCAAGGCUUCACCAGUGUUCCCAGCCAAGGGGGAAGCACACUGGGAAUGUCCACUCGCCACAACAGUGUGCGCCAGUAUACACUGGGAGAGUUUGCCAUGGAGCAGGAGAGGCUUCACCGAGAGAUGUUGAGAGAGCAUCUAAGGGAAGAAAAGCUCAAUUCCCUAAAGUUAAAGAUGACAAAGAAUGGUACAGUGGAAUCUGAGGAAGCCAAUACACUGACUCUGGAUGACAUUUCUGAUGAUGAUAUUGAUCUAGACAACACUGAAGUAGAUGAGUACUUCUUUCUCCAACCCCUGCCUACAAAAAAGCGGCGGGCAUUGCUGCGAGCUUCUGGAGUGAAGAAGAUCGACGUGGAAGAAAAGCAUGAGCUGCGAGCCAUCCGCCUGUCCAGAGAGGAUUGUGGCUGUGACUGCCGCGUGUUCUGUGACCCAGAAACUUGCACCUGCAGUCUUGCAGGCAUAAAAUGUCAGGUGGAUCGUAUGUCUUUUCCAUGUGGUUGCACUAAAGAAGGGUGUAGCAAUACAGCAGGUAGAAUCGAAUUUAACCCUAUCCGUGUACGGACUCACUUUUUGCACACGAUAAUGAAACUUGAAUUGGAGAAAAAUAGAGAGCAGCAAGUUCCAGCACUCAAUGGCUGUCACACUGAGAUAAGUGCACACAGUAGUUCCAUGAGUCCAGGACCCCAUCCAGUUGAAUAUUCGAUUGCAGAAAAUUUUGAGAUUGAAACUGAACCCCCGGCUACAGUUAUGCAUUCCCAGUCAGCCGAGGACUUGGACUGCCCAGGGGAAGAGGAGGAAGAGGAAGAUGGGAGUAGCUUUUGUAGUGGAGUUACAGAUUCUAGUACACAGAGUUUAGCCCCUAGUGAAUCAGAUGAUGAUGAAGAGGAGGAGGAAGAUGAGGAGGAAGAUGAGGAGGAAGAAAAAGCAGAUGAUUUUGUAGAAAGUAUGAGCUCCCAUGCUGAUAUGGUGCCUCUUCCUUCUGUCCUUUGCUACUCUGAUGGAACUGCUGUGCAUGAAAACCACUCUAAAAAUGCCUCAUACUAUACUAACUCUUCAACUCUAUAUUACCAAAUAGAGAACCACGUUGCUGGCACUGCUAACCAGAUUGGUGAGACUUACUCAGAAAGGGAUGCUGUCAAGAAUGGUAGUCUUUCUCUGGUGCCUUACAACAUGACUUCAGAACAGUUUGUUGACUACACACGGCAAUCAGAGGAAACUUUUAGCAGCCCUCAUUACCCUUCUGCAAACCCCUCAGUGAUUGUUUGCUGCUCAUCUUCUGAAGGGGAUGGCAGUGCUCCCUGUAACAGUUUAUACACUGAGCAUAGGCCGAGUCACCCGCCAGUGGAGUUUCACUCAUACUUGAAAGGUCCUUCUCACGAUGGCUUUGUUUCAGCUUUGAAUGGUGACAGUCAUGUGCAAGAACACCCUGCUGAGAAUUCAUUAAACCUCCCAGAAAAAAGCAGACUGCACGAAGAGUGCAUCAAAUCACCAGUGGUAGAGACGGUGCCUGUUUAAUAUUAAAAUUAUUUUAGGACUGACUUCCUGUGUUAAAAUUCACUCCCAUUGGAUUUUCCUAGAAACUUACUUUUUUAAAAGGUAGACAACACUUGGACUAUAGUAAAAUGUUCCAGACACAUUUUGUUUUCUCAAGCUACACUGGCAGUGGUAUUGCACAAAACCAGUUAAUGUAAAGAUUUAAAAUAAUCAACCCCUUUUUUUGAUAAAAAUAAAACAGACAAAUGAAAAACACACCCAACAUAUUUAAAGUCACCUACCUAUGAACAUAUGUGAAACCUGCCAAGCUAUCUGAAUCAAAGCUUCAUGUUUUUGACUGUCGGGCCUGUGCAAGAUUGUUAAAAAUGAUACUUUGAAAUAAUCAUGUUUAGAGUCCUAAUUUUCAACAUAUCUUAAAAGAUGGUAAGUUUAAUGUAAAAGUAACUGCUGUACAAAGAAAAAAAUUUUAAAUGUUCUGUACUGUAUGUAUUUUAUUUAUGGUAGUUUAAGAUUCAUGUUUUGAUAAAAAUGAACAGCAUGUUCAUUGGAGCAGAAGAUCCAUAGCUGCUUACAAAGAGCGUGUCCACUUUUCAUCUGGAGUACCCUGUAUUCCUUAUUUUUUCUUAAUAUCAUUUCUGAUAAAUCAUCUUGAAACACAUUUUUAGUGUACUAUUUUCUCUUUUACUGUUCUUCACAAACAGAAGAGUCAAACAGGGGGCAUUUGCAUCUUCUAGAAUAGAGAAAGGUAGACAAUCCUCCAUUUAAAACUGAAAUCAGUGGCAUUCCAGAACUAGUACCCCCUCCCCAAAGAAAAACGAUCUUGUAUAUAGUGGCAAAGCAGUAGCUUAAGCUCACACAGCACCUUCAGCCCAGCCACCACUCAGAUACUUACGCACUUUAGUGCCACUUUGCAGUACUGUACGAACUGCGGGACCUGUGAACCUCUUCGGAGAAAUGCCAUAGCUCCAGACCCUGAGGCAAUGUAAGAUCUUAAAAUUCACUGUAACAAAACCUGUACAUUUUUCCCAAGCCAGUUUAUGAAUAUGUCAGUAUGCAGUUUAUCAAAGCAGAGCCUUACUGAUCAAAGUUUAAAUAAAGCAUGGAAAAAAAAUGUGGAAAUGUCUAGAUUGCCUAAAUUCUUAUUAAAUACAAGACUGGCUUAUGUGGACUUCUGAUUGUAUCUCAAAUUUAGUACCAUUUGGUCUUAUUUGGAAACAGUCCAUUCAGUGAGGAAAAAUAGCUUCAGAAAUUUUGUAUCUGCAAAAGUCUGCAAGCAAACAUGUGCACCAUAUGGAUAUCCAUUACCUUGUGAUCCACUUGUUUUUAAAUAAAAUGGGAAUGAAAGUACCUUUAAUUUAUUAAACAACCUUGCUUUUGUCUAGAAGAGGAGGCGUAGGAGCCAGCUUUUCUCUGCACUGGUAAUUCUGCACUGCCUUAUUUUGAUUUCAAAAUUUAUUUCAGCAUUUUAAUUCUUCUAAUACUGAAAUUUCAUUGAUUAUACAUCAAGUGGUUGAAAUGUAGGUCUGUCUUGUUUGUCAAAAUAAGGAUCAGCAUCUUUGUUUUUAUCGGUGUCAAAUCUAGAUGGUUAACAGUGUGCAUGUAAACACAGUGUAAAUUUUAUCUCUGUAACAGUGACUCUUCUGGUUAGAAGCUCUUCAAAAAAUCAUGUACAGUACUCCAGUAGAAAAACUGCCGAUGUAAAAUACGCUUUUCAAGAAAAGAGCUAACUUAAUUGUUUUUAUAUGAAAUCUGGGCAAAGUGAUUUCUCAUAUUUAUGCUAAAUUAGCAAAAUAUUUUUACUCCAUGUAGUAGCUGGAAAGGUUUUUUAUUUACUUGUUUCCACAAGAAGUCCUACAUGUUUUAUAUGAACUGCAUUGAAAAGUCUAGUUCUCUAGGGACUGGAUUCCAAACUUGCAACGUGUUCCAUCUCCUGGGAAAGUGCACUCAUGUUGGUUAUCUGGCUCAGCAGUUCCACAGCCUCUGUUCCUCGCAGUCACAGACCACUCUAGUCUCUAAGCCUGAGUAGCCAGGUAAGUGCCUGUAUCUUCAAAUGCCAUACAGCAAUUACCUAUGAUUUUUAAAGAGAAACGUGCUAGUCCUUAAAGUUCUGCACUUAAGAAUAAAAUACUCUGUUCAAGAUAUUCUAAGGGCAAAUGUAACAAGUCUCCAUGUAUACAGGGGUCUUGCUUUAACAAUGGGCUUAAAUUAGACACUCUCCCUUUCUUAACACCAGCACUAAAAGCACAAAUCUCUUUUCCUUGAGCUGGGACAGUAAACGAGGAUCAGUAGCAGCUCUUCAGAGUGUGUUGGAGAACCAUACACACUUUACUGGGGUAUUUCUCUCAGGGGAAGGUUAAAUGAAAUCUUCUGCUUUGUUAUUUGUGCCCUUACUGAGCAAUAAGUAAUUAUUUUCUUGGCCCCUGUGCUUUCACAUGAAAAAUAUCUUUAAUAAUAUCAGCAAGCACAGUAAGUGAUCAACUUUAUAAAAUAUUUCUGAGCUAGCUUUAGAAAUUGAGAUGAUGGUUAUUUACUAUUUCCAUUGGCACAGAUUUCUGAUCCCAGUUCUCUGUAAUAUUAGCAUCUGUAAAAACUUUUGAGUAUUUGGAUGUGUAUGUUCCAUGCUGUUGGGCCACCACGGGUGAAUACAAAUUCUCUAAAGCCUGCAGAGUAGGAUAACAAGCAGUACCUUGUAAGAGAGAGGUAGAGGGAGCAGGGACUAUAUAAAGCAUUUGUGAUGCACUGUUUUCCCUGGGAGUCAAAAAGUAAAAUGUGCAGAAUAAAGAUUUAAGUUGAAAAAAUAUUCCUAAUUGACUAGGUGGUGAUAAUGAAGCUAAUAAUACUUCUCUUUUGAUGCAAUGUGAUAUUUUGUGAUCAAGAUUUGAUCUCAAGAUACAAAGUAAAGAAAUCUUCUUUAGUUCUUACAGCAAGUUUUAAAAUCAAGUCUGUUUAUAAUUCGUGGAGAGUUCCUGGUAGCUAUUAUUAAUAAUACCACCAAGCCUUCUAAUAGAGAGAAACUCGUAAUGGUUUUUUUAGAACAAAAAAACAUACUCUUCAUUUAAGGAAAAGCAAGCUUAAGUCAUGGGAUGAAAACUAUUUUAGUGUUAUUUUCUGGGCUGGUACAUUAUAAUACAUGCUGUGCCCCGUUUCCCAGCUGGUUAAUAUUCAUGUUGAUAAUCAGUCCUUUCAUUUUUGGGUAGGCUGUUUGUGUGAUAAAAUUAUUAUAUGAUAACCAGCAGUAUUUGCUUCUGUAUCAAGACAGUGUAUUAUUUGUGAAAAUAUCUACUUUACUGAUAGUCUUUAUCAGCUUUAUUUACAAGAUAUCUGGCUACUGAUUAACACUCCUAAGAAGCCCAGUAUAUAUUUGGGAUUAUAUUGCAUUGUUCACAAAAAUUAGUAAUGAUGACAGCAUUUCCAUUUCUUGAAAUAAACUGGAAUUUUCACACAGACCAUUACUGGAACAGCACCUGAAAGCAGAUGCCUUUUUGCCUAUAAGGUGAACUUCACCUCUCUUGGAAAAAGGUGCAUUGUUAAAUAUAUAUAAAGCUUUAAUUGCUGUUAGACAUGAAAUUACAAUUUCGUCAGCACGAUUACAGCAAUUGCAGUUGUUACUUAAUAGCUAAAAUUCAUGUCCAUUGAAAAUCCUUAAAAGCUGGUCAAUAGAAGUUUCUAAUAGUCUUUGUUGAGCCACUUAGGUCUGAAAAUUCUAGAUUUAUAAAGCUUUACCAUUUUUCAUUUAUGCAAGUUCCUGCUAGUAAAUCAUCAUUGGAGUUGACAUUUGUUUAUUUUAGGGCCAUUGGUUCCACUCCAUAGUAACUAUCACUUGCUAUAGAUAAGGUUCAGCUGCUCCCCUGCUCCGUUAACAGUGGGAUCCUGUCUUUGGUCCAAGUGCUGCAGGAUUCCUCUGUGGUAUUGGUGGUGCUGUUACUCACUGGAUUGCUGACUGGUCCUAGUCCAGAUCCAGUUUCUAUAACCUGAUCUGGCUGUUUUAUUUCAGUAAUAAUAAACUAAUAAACUGAUCAUGUACUUUCCCUGCCUCCCAGGCAGUACCUUCACAGUUGCUUUGUUAAAGAUUGUAUACAUAUAUUUGUAUGCAAAACUGAGCAUGUGUAAAGGCUUUUAUUAGUUCAGGUGUUCCUGACAGAAAUGUGGUACACUGGAUAGAGAGUACUGAGCUCAGACAGAGGAGACUUUGUUCUGUUGUGUCAUGUUGUACUCUGUGCUCUGGUUUUUAGUGUACUUGGAGAUACUGUGACAAAACAUAAUUCUAUAGAACAGGUAAAAUACCAUUUUAGUCUCAUGUUUUGGCACUGUAACUAUGGCAGACUAUGCCAUUUUCCAAAUGAAGCCCAGCUUAGAAGUGACCAGAAAUUUUUCACUAACACGAAACACAGCUGAAAUGAGCUCUCCUUUCCUUGGACUGGAUUAAUGAGCAGGAGUUUAAAAGUAAAUUUCACAGUGAAAAAUUAGAAUAAAAGCUGUGUUGAAUAUACAACAUUUACCUGUCUAGUGCUUAACAUUUGAGCAGCAAGAUUGUAGUUUCCCUGCAACACCAUACUUGGCAGCAGCAGGCAGUCUUACUCCUUUGCAUGUUGUCUUUUGCCAGCUGAAUUCUCUCAGUUGAAACUCCUUGUCUAGGCUGCUCCUGUAGCAAUGCAGGUGUCUUAUUCAAAUAUAAAAUAAGACAGACCCAUGAUAUCCUUUUAAAAGGCAUUUGCUAAAUAAGGAUCUCAUUGUUACAGCUCAUGAGAUUUAUAAACCGAUGUUCAUUGUGACAAUUGUUUUAUUUCCUGAAACAGUCAGGAACAGAAGAGGAUGAUAUGGAAAAUCCUUACGCUUUUGGGGUAGUUACGCUUUCCCACUGAGACUAGAGAGUAAUUCUAUUAUCUGCUUUAUUAUGGGUGCAGGACAGUUGAUGUAAAAUACUUUGAAAAGCUAGAAUUAACUCAGAGAAUAUAUUCUAUAGAAUUUAUUUCUAAAAUAUUAAAUCUGAUUACUAUUUUUUUAAAAUGGUAGAAAGCUGUUAUUUUCAAAACAGAGUCUAGUUCACUUACGUGUUCCUUGGUAUGAGAAAUCUCAGCAUUUGCCUUUUCAGUGUUUCAAGGUUUUUUAAAAUAUUCUUAAUUUUGCUAUUCUCUGUAUUUUGUCCAUGUGCAAAUUAUUGUCCAUUUUCUCCAAGAAGUGUCAAAUCCAAAGUACAAGUAUUGUGCAGUGAUGAAGUGCAAUGUAGAGAUGUCUGAGUGAACACAUGCUUGAGUUUGUCACACAUUCUCCCUUUUCACUGUCUCUUCCCUCUCCUAAAUCCAAGGCAGCUUUUAAUUUUACAGCUAAUAAAUGUACCAGAGUAUUGUUUAUAGUUAAGGAAGAAAGUUACACCACCUUUGAGGACAUUUCUGCUACCCUGAUAGCUGAUACCAAGAAUUUUACUUUAUGUGAACAUUCACUUUAUGAAACAACUCUUUUGCAACCUUAGUAUUUUCAAUUCUUUCCUUCCUGUUGGUGUUUUGGAGGUCUGUUAUACAUUAAGACUUUCCAUUAAAAUAGAGCACAAGGGCAACUACUGUCCUUUUUGCUGAGAAUGAGUUCUUGAAAAGCCAGGUUUGGUGCGGUUUUGAACAAUGUGAUCUUGUGGAUAGCAGAGGCAAGGGGAGUUGGAACUAGAUGGUCUUUAAGGUCCCUUCCAAACCAGGCCAUUCCGUGAUUCUAAGAGGUAAAAUACGUAUCACCCUACUGGUAUCUUUAGGACAGACACCCACGCCUCAGAAGGUCCCAUUGAGUGGAGAACCAUAUUCCUGGUGCUAUGUGUUGCAUUUUCUCAAUUGAGAGCAGAGUCCUUCAUCCAAGACUGGGGAUGGAACAAAAAAAAAAAAAAAAAGUCAAAAGGUAGAUUUUGUACUUUAUUAACAGAAUUAUUUUAAUUUGGAGUUUAGCAAUGACACUUCUGUUUAAUUAAUCUCCAGUAGACCCAAGUCAAAAAAAGUUUGUCUCUCAUGUACACUCUUCUCUAACUGUUCACUUUUCCAACAAACCAUAGAGAUAGUCCUGAUAGGGAAAAUGGUGGAAGAUACAAAUGCACAUCAUUGUUCUAAUACAAGGAUCAAGAUAAUCCUUUGUCUUCAAACACUUGAGUGAGUGCAGGGAGGAUAGAAAGAACCAUUUAGAGAAAAAAAAAAAAAGAUGAGGAUUAUUUUUCUUCUAAAUGGAACAGUAAAGCAUAUUUAAAAAAAACCCACAACGGAAGGAAAAAGGUAAAUUAAGAUCUCUUCAGUACAAGGAUGGAAAAGUAUAAGGACAUUCACUACAAGCUUUCCACAUGAGAUCAUAAUAUUGUUUGUUAUUUAAUAUAUUGUAACCAAGCAUGAACUCAGCGGAAACAGGAAAUUACUUUUUUUUCCAAACCACAAUUAUACAGGUGGCCAUUAAAUAAAAGACUUAUCCAAAUGCAUGGGGUAAAAAAAACUAAAAACCAACACCCUAGAAGCAUUGCUACCUUAUCACUCUUUGUUGAUGGCAAUUUUAAAGACAAGUUCAAGAUCAUUUUAGUUAACUCUGCUCCCAGGCACAUAUUCUCAUAUACCCAGUUUCUCAGCUAGCAUGACACGCUUAAAGCAAAGACAAAAUGUCCUUUCAUCAGCAUUUUAUCCUGGCAUUUUCAAAUGAGGCUUAGUACAUUAUGGCAGGUAAUUAAUUUAGGUUUCUCCAUCUUAAACUUCUAAAAUACGUUUUUAAGAAUGAAAUUUUGGGUUGGAUUGUGGAUGAAGGUUAAGCUUGCUGGGGUAAUGGGAAAAUCACUGUAAAAAACCAUUUGUGCAUCUCAGAUAUAGAUUCAUCACCAGUUUGCAGCUUCUUGAAAAGAUGAUCAUGUGCACUGGCAGCUGAUUCUCUUGAAACCCGAAGCAAGCAUGCUGGUUUUUUUCAAGCUAUUUCACACAAAUACCACAACUUCAGGUCUCAAAUGCCCAUGCGAACAAGGCUUAAUAACUGGGCAUUUCUUUUGACUGAUUGUAGGCACUUCUAUGGAAAUACGUCUGAAGCGUAGUUUGUGAAAUAUGUUAAAAAAGUGUUUGAUGUAAAAUAAGCGCUAGACAUUUAACAGUGCAAAAAUAGUCAAAAUCUGUAGAUUACAAAAUGUUCCUAAGAUCCUCAGCCUGUAAUGUUGUCUUAGUAAAGUUGAUCUUUUAAGUUAAAUUGCAUUCUGGUGUAAUAACCUCUUACAAAUAAAAUUAUUAAUACAAAUGUACUGGUUAAUACCUGUAAACAUAAAACAUGGCAAUUGGUUAUUUUGAUUUGCUUCAAUCUACAACUUAGAGAAAUUUUGUAAAAAACCACAAACAACACAUUACCCUUUAUAUGUUUAAAGGGUUUUAGCAGACUAUAUUAACAUUCACACUGUCUAGUCCAACCCUGUCUUUUAGCACGUUCAUCUCUCUCUGUAUACAUAUAUAAAUAUAUAUAUCUCCCCACAAGAAUAUAAAAUUGCUUUUGAAAUUUGUGUUGGCAAGUGGUAAAUAGUACACUGUGGCAUAAAUUCAGAAGCACUUAAGUUGAUGGUAUUUCAGACAGGUAAUCCAUUCAAAUGGGACUAGUAAGAAUGUGUAAUUGCAGCCAUUAAUUUAAAAUUUGUACAUUACUUCUAACGUUACUAAUUUCUGAGAAAAAUAAUUACGUGAUGUACUUAACAUUUUCCAUUACAGAUGAUCUUGCAUACUAAAAUUAUGAAGGUCUCAACAGUUAAGCAAGAUAUUUAAUUGGACUGCUGCUUUUAAACUGUUUGAAGAAGCAAAGGGAAAGAAAGUUCAUCUUAAAAUCUGUAUAUGGAAAUAAUUUUAAACUUCAUGAACUACACAUUUCCUUAAUUUCCUUUUUUUUUUAAGCAAAUUGUAACAUCAAAGAUGCCAAAGGGUAAUAUAAGCUACAAUAAUAUUCAACAGAACUUAACCUAGAUCUUAUGUUGUAAUAAUUUAUUCAAAUUAACUGUAUUCUUCUGUAUUUAUAUUUUCGGUAUUUAUUAUGAAUGAUAUGAAAUUUGAUGUAUUUAUUGUGGCUUAUUACUGCAGUGUAUAUAUUACAAAAAUGAGCAUUUUUAAGUCUUAACAUUAGUUUUUUUGUUAAUUAGUGGCACUUGUAUCAGCUGUAUUUUUAUUAUAUAUUGUACAAUAUAUAUUGUCCAUUUGUUUGCAAUGAAGUAAACCAGGUUUCUACCUUA